Messenger RNA from Dentiscutata heterogama, 1325 nucleotides. The record is from the annotation of a GenBank genome assembly. Lineage: Eukaryota; Fungi; Glomeromycota; Glomeromycetes; Diversisporales; Gigasporaceae.
AACGAGCCUCUUGAAGAAACUCUGAUAGAGGAUAAUAAUAUUACACUGAAUAAACGCGGUUCAAAGGACAAUGAGCACCUUGAUCAGCUAGAUGAAGUUAGUUCACUAAAAAUUAGUGAGAAAAUAAAUGGACAGUCAGAGACACAAGAUGGAUCAUUUAAGCUAGUGGAAAGUGAUCAUCAAGAGAAACAACCACUUCAUAAUGAUUUUAAGAGGAAUAUACUUGAACGAAUGGAAACAACCUCAAUAGUCGAAGAACAAGCUAACACUGACAUAAACACAGAGCCUUCAGAGAAAACUGUGCACGUGUCAGAUAAUAAUGAUACCGAACUCUUACCAAAAGAAAAUGAAUUAGGUACGAUCGACGGAUCUUUUCCGGAUAGUGGAGAUGCAGUCGUUUUUGAAGACGAUGAAUUAAACACUGGUGAUGCAACAAUUUAUGAUAAUAAUGAAGAUGGUGUUGUACCCAAUGAUUUGGAGAGUGAAUCAAAUCUUUCUGUUGGUAAGCAGUCUUCUAAAAAAGAAAAUGAUCUUUCAAAUAGCGAGAAAUCUCGCUGUAUCUUGGUAUAUGAAGGCCAAGAAUUUCCAUUACACGUAAAGUUAAACAAAUGCUUGGGUGAAUGGAUGCAAGAACUCAAAAAAGAAUAUAUUCGAGAUGAAAUACACGAUCAUGAAGUAGUGCUGACAUUUAAAGACUCAGCCGUCGAUGACUUUCGAUUAGUUUUGACUCAAGACAAUAAAUAUUCACAACGUUUCACUCUUGGGAAGAUUAUUACUACCCACAAUAGAUAUCGGAAGUCUCAUGAUUUGAAUACAACAGAUCUUCUUAUAGUAAUGACUUUACAAGAACGGUUUAUUUCACAGUAUCGAAAAUAUAAUGGUGUCGCAGGUGAAGAUCCUGAAUCUUUUGAUGAUGGAGAUAUUAAUGAUUAUGAUAAUAUAUUACCACAACCUACAACCGCGAUGGCACAAUUAUCUGGGACAGGUAAUUCAUUUUUUAAACCAUCAAAAGAUGCCUUUGCAGUAUUAAAAAUUAUGAUGUUUCCAAAUUAUCCUGGAGGUGAUAAUGGAGAAAUACAAUAUAUUGAUAGUGAAGCCUGGAAAAACGGAACUCAAGGGUUUUACGGGGUUCCUCAAAUAUACCAAAUGCAAACGAAUGAAUUAUAUGUUGGUCCGCAGGGAACUUAUGGGAGUGGCCUAGGAUUAUAUGAUAAUAUACAAUUUGAACAAAAUGAUUUAUAUGGCGAUACUUUUAACGAAUUACUAACUAAUUUCGACAAUCAAGCUGAAAACUUUGAUGGAUCAUCAAUCUAUUAUAACCAGAC